Messenger RNA from Sorex fumeus (smoky shrew), 2326 nucleotides. RefSeq names its product E3 ubiquitin-protein ligase TRIM38-like. The record is from RefSeq and is a predicted model, not a curated record. The transcript has 8 exons. Gene Ontology annotation, molecular function: protein binding; zinc ion binding. Lineage: Eukaryota; Metazoa; Chordata; Mammalia; Eulipotyphla; Soricidae. Bases 467 to 1855 code for a protein of 462 amino acids.
UGUGUGUGUGUGUGUGUGUGUGUGUGUGUGUGUUAGAGAGAGAGAGAGAGAGAGAGAGAGAGAGGUGAGACCCAACAAAGCUGAAAAUCCGCAGGGCUUUGCUCCCUAGUUCUCUUCCUGUCUGCUUUCACUUUCACCAGACCCCAUGUCUCAUCUCAGUUUAUCCAGGAUGUGAGGUCUGAGAGGAUAACAGGAAGAACAUUCAGCUUCUUGAUUACGCUGGUGGACGUUCUGCUUCAUGGUUAUCCUGAUGGAAUGUCCACUGUGACUAUACUAUAUUUUAUAUAGUAUAUAUAUUUUAUAUAUGAGUCACAUGGCACGCAGCAUCUGAAUUCUAAUUCAAUUCUACUCUCCGUCAGAAGCUAUCAAGACCUGUAGAGACACAGGGACUCAGGGGACGUGUAUUUCAAUUCUUCUGCCUCUAGAUACAAUAUUGCAGCAUUUCAGGAAAAGCUCAGGGAAAGCCAUGGCCUCAAGCACAACUACCAAGAAGUUGAGGGAGGAAGCCACCUGCUGCAUCUGCCUGGAGCUGAUGACUGAGCCCGUGAGCAUCAACUGUGGGCACAGUUACUGCUGCCAGUGCAUAGUGGGCAUCAUUGAGAAGCAGUGCUUUAUGACAGCACAGAGGAGUUUCCAGUGUCCUCAGUGUCGAGCAACAUUUAAAAGGGAGAGCCUCCGGCCAAACAAGCAACUGCAAAACCUCAUUGAAGCCAUCAAGGAGACAGAGUGUGAGAAAUUGUGUGAGACACACAGAGAGCAGCUGCACCUGUUCUGUGAAAACGAUGAACAGCUCAUCUGCUGGCGCUGUGAGCGGGCAGAGCACAAAGGACACAGCACAGCUCUUGUGGAAGACAUCUACCAGAGCUUCAAGGAGAAGCUCGAGAAAACUGUGACAGUGCUGAAGGACACAAAAGAACAAUAUAAGAAUCUGAAGCUGUUAACAAGAAAACAAAUAACUGACUGGGAGGAAAAGACAGAGCGCAGGAAACAGCAAAUUCACGCUGACUUCAAAAAUCUCCACAUGUUUCUGUAUGAAGAGGAGAAGUCUUAUAUAUGGAAGCUUGAAAAGGUAAAAGAUCAGACUCUAGAGAACUUGCUGGACAGAGAAACCAAACAGGAGAAGCAGAUCCAGGAACUCAAGGACCGCAUUGUGGCACUGGAAAGGAAAUGUCAGGGCUCAGCCCAGAAUUUAUUGCAGGAUAUAAAAGACACCUUGAGCAGGAACUCAGCUAUCAACCUGGUAAAACCAAAGGAAGUGUUUUUGGAGCUGAAUACUGUGUGCAACGUCUCUGAGCUUUACUUUGAUGUGACAAAGAUGUUAAGGCGCUAUCAAGCCAAUGUGAUUCUAGAUCCAGAGACAGCUCAUCCUAAUUUAGUUCUCUCGAAGGACCAGAGACAAGUGACUCAUGGGUGUGUUCAGAAGAAGCCUGACAUUCCUGGGAGAUUUAGUGUCUUGCCCUGUGUCCUGGGCUGUGGGACCUUCACGUCGGGAAGACAUUACUUUGAAGUGGACGUGGGAGAAGGAACCCAGUGGGAUUUCGGAGUUUGUCUGGAAAAUGUGGAGAGGAAUGUUGACACGAUACAGGGACCACAGUCUGGAUUCUGGGCCAUCAGACUAAGCAAAGACAAAGGCUACGUAGCCCUCACCUCUCUCUUAACUCCCCUUCAUCUGAAGGAGCACCUUGAGGUUGUGGGGGUUUUCCUGGACUAUGAUGCUGGAUUUGUGUCCUUUUACAAUAUGAAUACUGGCUCCCACAUCUACACCUUCCCGAAGGCAUCUUUCUCUCAUGCUCUUCGGCCCUAUUUCCAGGUUUAUCAUCAUUCUCCUUUGUUCUUGCCUCCCCCAGAUAAGUAAGGAAAAAAGGCCAAAUUUUCCCUUUGGUCAAUUUCCAUUGAGAAUAUUAUGAAAAUACUGGGGUUGGAGGGUAGAAUAUUGGUCUGAUGUUUCAUAACCACUUCCAUGUUCUUACAACAGAAUUGAGCUUUCAGUAUAAAAUAUACAUACAUUGAAGUAAAUGGGUAUAAGUACUUUGAAAAUAAAAUACAUGGUGAGCAUGAACUGGGAGAAAACAAGGUAUCAUUUUGCAUUACAUCACAUAUUUUUCAUGCCUCAACCUCUCCUUAUUCUCAGGAGAGUGAGUUCAGAUCUUUGAUAUCCAAGACUCCUGGACUAAACAAAUUUGACCUGUUGCAGAUGACAGUGUGAAGUGGGGAGAAGAGAAGUGGUGACCUUAUGAGGGGAGUUUUGGGGGGAGGAUGGGCACUGGUGGAGGGAUGAGUACUUGAUCAUUGUAUAACUGAAACCCAAGCACAAAAAUUUAUAAGU